UCUUCUCGUCCUCAUCGCCAUGGAGAACAGAAGCCGAGCAGGAAUGGCAGCCAUUCAGAAGGGGCAAGCUCCGGUCGAAGAGUUGCCUCCAAAACCAUGCUGCUCAUAAGCGCUUCUUUUCCUCUGCGGAAUUUAAAUCUCCUCACAUGUUCAAACCUCUAAUUCUCCAUGCUUCUUUCAUCAAGAAUGGCUUCCAGAACCAUGUCUAUCACUGCAACAUUCUCCUUCAAGCUUACAUCAAAGCCCAAGCUCUGUCCGAUGCUCGCAAGUUGCUUUACCUCAUGCCUCACCCCAACGUUGUCUCUUUCAACACCCUCUUAACUGGCUACUUCAAAUCUCGUUUAGUCUCUGAAGCCCUGAAGCUCUUUGCCUCCGUACCCGAAACAGACACUCAAUCAUGGAAUAUUGUCAUAUCUGGUUGUGCUCAGAACCUAAGAGUGAGGGAAGCCUUGACCCAUUUCGUUAAAUUGUUCCGCAGCCGCGUGAGGCCCGAUAAAUUUACGUAUUCAAUUGUGAUUCUUUGUUGUGAUUUAGGGCUCGGGCGGCAAGUUCAUGCGCAGAUUGUUAAGUUUUGUUCGGGUUUAGAUGCUUUUCUGGGCACCAAUCUUCUCAGAAUGUAUGCGGGAUAUGGGGUUCCCGAGGAUGCGAGGAAGGUGUUUGAUGGAAUGCCUCAUAGAGAUUUGGUGACAUGGAAUGCUUUAAUUUCUUGUUAUUCGGAACAUGGAAUGGGUGAUAUGUGCGUGGGUUUAUUCUGUCGGCUUGUUAGAGAAGGAAUUAUGGCUGAUGAAUUUACUUAUUCUAUUGUUUUGAAGGAAUUUGCAUCUCGCUUGCAAGUUUUUGAAGCAAUGCAGGUGCAUGCAUUGAUAAUUCGAGGUGGCUAUUGCUUUGAUCGCUUUACCAACAAUGCACUGAUAAACUUGUAUUGCAAGUGCGGCUUCAUAGCCUCAGCUGUCAUGUUGCUCGAGGAGAUGCCUGACCGGGAUGUUGUUUCUUGGACAACAAUAAUUUCCGGGUUACUGCAAAGGGGGUACAUCAAGGAUGCAUUGUGGUUGUUUCAUGAAAUGCAGUUUGCUAAUGUUCAGCCAAAUUCUUUCACUUUUGGUAGUUUCUUCAGUGCUUGUGCUGUUACGAAUUUGCUUCAGAUGGGAAAGCAGUUCCAUGGCCUAGUUUUGAAGUUCGGCUUAGAAACUAGUGUGGUUGUGGGAAGUGCAGUUGUAGAUAUGUACUCAAAGUGUGGUGAGUUGAAUGAGGCAUUGAAAGAAUUUCAAAGCAUGCCCGAGAGAGAUAUUGUUUCAUGGAAUGGAAUUAUAUGCGGCUUUGCUCAGAAUGGUGAUUGUGAGGAGGCCUUAAAGCUUUAUGCUGAGAUGGUGAGAUUAGGACCAUCCAUCAUUGCUCCAAAUGAUGUCACAUUUGUUGGCAUACUUGGUGCAUGCGUUCACAAUGGUUUGGUACAAGAGGGAUGUGAUUACUUCAAAGAAAUGAUUCAUAAGCAUCUCAUAAAGCCCAAAACUGAGCACUAUACAUGUAUGGUAGAUUUGUUAGGACGAGCUGGGCUAGUAGAGGAGGCCGAGGCUCUUGUUUUAUCUUUAUCUUUCAAGCCCGAUUUUGUUAUGUGGGGUGCAUUGCUAGGAGCCUGCAAAUUGCACAGGAAUCUAGAAAUGGCAAGGCGCACAGUGAAAAGACUAUGUGCUGAUGAGCCCUGGAAUUCUUCGAAUUAUGUGCUUCUGUCCAACUCCUAUACAUUUAUUGGUGAGUGGAGCAAAGCAGUAGAAGUUAGGGAAGCAAUGGAUUCUAGAGGAGUUCAAAAGACUCUGGGAUGUAGUUGGGUUGAGAUUGGAAGUUGUAUGCAUUCAUUUCUUGCUAGUCAUAAAUUGCAUCCUCAAAUUAAGGAAGUUGAUGAAGUUUUACAAAGACAUUAUAUCCAAAUGGAAGACAAAGUAUAGUAACGAGAAUCACUCAAGAUGAUCAUUGUUGUAAACAAAUAUCUUCCUUUGCCACAUCUCCAAGUUGGAUCUUUGUGCGCCAACCUUUCAAAUAGUUAUCGUGAAGAUGCCUAGACUUACUUCAGAUAUGAAAAGCUUCUAGUAAGUAGACAUUAUAGUUGAUAUAUGCUUGCUUCUUAAUAAUUUUCUAUUUAUAUCUUUCUCCAGUUUCCAAACAAAGGAAAAAAGUUCUGGUAUAUUGCACUUUAAUUGAUUUGAUGUAUGCUUGCUUCUUAAUAAUUUUCUGUUUAUGUAUUUCUCUUGUUCUAAUUACUUCUAAACCUCCAUGUAUGUUCAAGCAAAAUUUAAGGGUAUAAAGAAAAAAAAGCAGUGGCAUUUUUGGAAGCUGCAUGUUUAGCUGUUUUUAGGAAGACAAAAGGCAAAAUAUGAAGUAUAAAGUAGAAACCGUUCUAGGAGUUCAGUAGUUGCAAAUGUGGGUUUGAGAGUAAGAGAAGAUGUUCGUAUCUACAGGUGCAUAGUGCACGGCCCAUGGUUUGCUCUUUUUUCAAAAAAGCCCCCUCAGUAUAUGAAAUUCGACAAAGAUUUGUUUUAAGAUGGAAAUAUUAUCAUAAAUAGCCUUCAUCUUCCACGGCAUAUCGGUGAGCCAACAAAGUACACCCCAAUCCGAAAAGCGUACACAUUUUAGUACUUCUACCUUUUAUGCUUUCGUGCAUUUUAACCUCAAAACCUCUCGAGGUGCGCAUUAGGAAUGCCUUCAAAAAAUACUGAUAUCAAGAAUGCUUCAUGAUUUUUAAAAUUACUAUGAUGGGCCAUUUCAAGGACAACAUAUCCCUUAUAGAAGUGGGCCAACUUUAUUAAGGCUAGUGGAAGAUGCGAAAAAGAAGAAUCAUACCCAGGUUGCAACGACUUUACAAGGCUUUAACUCAUAGUUCGAUCUUUCAAAAUUAAGAUGAAUAGAAAACUUAGUGGUACAAGUUUUAUGGAUAUCUAGAAAUUAUUCAUGAGGGUUGUCAAUUAUGUGCCUCAAUGUUGUGAAUGUCGUGCCUUGCAUUGUAGUGAGACAGCAACAAUAAUCUCUAUUUUGCGUCUGGAUUAUUCUAAAAUGCAUGCAUGCCUAAAUGACUUGGUUGUGUGCUAUUUUGGAAGAACAACGAACAAUUGAGUAAGUGUAAAUAUUUCUUAGCAUCUCAAUACAAAAUGGACAAGGAAAUGGGUAAAAUAUUGCCAAAAAAGAUUCUUUUGAUUUUUAAAAUCAUUGAGCAUUUUCCUCUUAUAUCAUGACUGAAAGAAAUUAUAUGGGUUUGUCAAGACUACAACUGAAAUGUGAUGAUGUGGUGAAAGCAGGAAAAAUGAUGGGAUUUGUACGCAUCUGGCUCAUGGUAUAAAAUAAAAAGCCUUUGAUAAGCAACAUGCUGACCAUCGAUGCUGGUAAAGUCUAUAAUGUUGGCCUAACAAGGCUUAAUCUUGUUUUGAUGAUAACAAACUAGGGUAUUCUAAUUGUGCUUUCAAGUGAAAUUUCAGGUUUUAUAUUUCUUACAAGCACAAUGGUUAAAAUCAGUAAAGAUUGGAUGAAGCUCGACUUAAAUUCACAAGUCAUGAAGAAAACAAGUACAUUGAAGUAUUGAUAAAGCUUGGACGAAGUUAAAGCUUCAAUACAUGAAGACUUAGGAUUUAUUGUUGUUUAGAUGUUUUUAGAGUCUCAUGUAAGUGCUCUUUAACUUAAAAUUUGUUUAUGAAACUCUUAGGAAUAAAUAUUAGACUUAGAGACCCUGUUUGAAAACUUGGAAAAUAUUUUUACACAGUCCAAAAUUCUUUUCAAAGUAAUAAAAAUAAGUUUUGGAAUAAAAAAUAUGGAAAACAUUGAAUUACAGAGUAUUUAGGCGCUUGAGGAAAAUGCUCAGUUGACUGAAUUGCUACUGCCAACGUAAAGAAAUCAAAACAAUGCUAGUACAGGCGACUGAAUGUAAUUCUAGUUACCCGAACAAGGUCAGGCGAUUGGACCUCUUAAGUUCAGGUGACUGAAUUGCUACUGCUAGUUCUGGAGCGCAUAUUUUAAUUGGUUCAGGCGACUGAAGUCUGUGUUUUAAACUUGCGAACUGCGCGAUUUCUUUCCUAUUUUACAAGAUAUGAUUUCCAAACUUGGGGAAAAUGGUAAGAUUUUCUCCCUAGCUAUAUAAGGUUUAUUAUAUAUGCAUUAGGGCACUGAAAUACAUUAAUUAUACUUUGAAUCACUCUUUGAAAUGUAGUUGUGCUCAAACUUACGUACUAAACUGAUUUAUGAUUCAUUCUUCUAAAUUUCUCAUUCUCUAAAUUAGAAACCCCUUGUUUAAUUGCCGAGCUUCUUUGAAAAUUUGCUGUUAAGAGUUCAUAUUGGUUUUAUCAUUGUACAAAUUUGCUUUACUGUGAGAGUAAUCUACUUGUACGCAAGUUUAUAUUGUUGUUUGGCAAAUUGACGAUUCAGGGUUAGAAUCGUUGCCUAGCGAGAGAGUUGUUCUUGUUAGAGAGGGAUCUCCACCUACCAACGGAAAAAGGAACUCCACCUAUUAAAUGGAGAGAGUAAGGAAAAUCAUCGCAGCAAGUUGCUUGGGGCAAGGACACAGGCUAGACCUGAACCUUGUAAAAAAUCCCUGUGUUCUUCUUCUUUCUGUAACUCUCUUUAAAUUUCUGCACUUAUAACCUACUUAUUAUCUGUUGUGUAUGAUUUAAAUUGAUUAGGAAAAUUUGUUGAAUGCUGAGAUUGGAUUGGCAUUACUUUGAAUAAUUAAAUUGAUUGGUGAAUGCUUUGGAUGAUUU
Malania oleifera is the source of this 4736-nucleotide messenger RNA. Its product is annotated as pentatricopeptide repeat-containing protein At2g13600-like. Lineage: Eukaryota; Viridiplantae; Streptophyta; Magnoliopsida; Santalales; Ximeniaceae. Gene Ontology annotation, molecular function: RNA binding; protein binding. The record is from RefSeq and is a predicted model, not a curated record. The transcript is spliced from 2 exons. The coding region runs from base 147 to 1943 and encodes 598 amino acids. Gene Ontology annotation, biological process: RNA modification.